Mugil cephalus (flathead mullet) is the source of this 2593-nucleotide messenger RNA. It is a transcript of the gene il15ra, whose product is annotated as interleukin 15 receptor subunit alpha. Gene Ontology annotation, molecular function: interleukin-15 receptor activity. The coding region runs from base 152 to 1123 and encodes 323 amino acids. The record is from RefSeq and is a predicted model, not a curated record. Gene Ontology annotation, biological process: interleukin-15-mediated signaling pathway. The transcript is spliced from 10 exons. Gene Ontology annotation, cellular component: plasma membrane. NCBI's taxonomy places the organism in Eukaryota, Metazoa, Chordata, Actinopteri, Mugiliformes, Mugilidae.
CUUCUGAGCGUAGAGAGGGUGCGAGAGAAAGUGAAAGUGAGUGUGUGACAGUAGAGCGAGGAACGGCAGCUAGACGUCUCGCAGUGAGGAUGGUCUUUACCAGUCGUGGUUGGCUUGGCGAACAUGUUGUAGGUCACCGCAGAGCUGUCAGAUGGAUCCGGGAUCGCUCUCUCUGCCUGCCGCCAUGGUCCUGAUGGUCGUACUGCUCGGAGCCGCGCCACUCUCCAGCGCAGACCAACAAAGCUGUACGUGCCCAGAGAUUGUUCAACUGCCCUAUACGCAACCUCCAGAACAGAAGUGCUACAGAGUUGGGAACACUUAUCGGUACAAAUGUGUGGAGGGUCGCGUGAGGACAGCAGGGACCUCGGAUUUUAUCAGAUGCGAGCAAAAGGACAAUGGUGUACAGUGGACCACACCAUCCCUCGUCUGUAAACCUGACCCAAAACUACAGACAACUACGACACCACCCACCAGGACUGUAGAAAACAAAAACAAUUGCGCAUGCCCCAAAAUACCUGAAAGGCCUCUAACGCAGCCUCCAGGGGAAACUUGCAUCCAAAUCAAUGGCACAUAUCGGUACACAUGUUUGGAAAAUUACGUGAGGAAAGCAGGGACCUCAAAUCUCACUAGAUGCAAGCUAAGUGGAGGUGCCCUGAUUUGGACUGACACCAACCUCGAGUGUAUACCUAGCCCAAAGAGAAAUGCAACACAAUCGCCAGAGAACACCAUAUCAAACAGUCUCGGCAAUAUCACUCAUCCUUCCACCAUUACCGUCCCAGUCACGACUUCCUCCAGUCCGCAGACUACCUGCAGCACAAGCAGCUUAGCUACAGGGACUGGAGAAACAGAAAGAGUGGCGACAACCACACAUGAUCCUAUGACUACGGUGAGCAACCAGACAAAUCAGAACUCCACGCACUCAAUGGAAACCUCAACUCAUGAGGCCCAGAAAGCUAUUGCUCAAGCAGCAGGCAUCAGUGGCUUCAUUCUGAUCAUCUGUGUUGUGAUCCUGAUUCUGUUCGUACUCUAUCGAAGGAGGUCGCAAAACAACACCCCACAGGCAACAGCAGAGGAGCAGGUACCCAUGAAUAGUCAAGGAGGAGGACGAGGACCAGGAGCAUAGUUGCUCCGCUGUCGCAGUGCUCCUAGAAGGACUGUCCGUCCGCAUGCAGUGAAGAAAAGGUCUUGGCCUCCACAUAGGACUGGAGACUGUGUGCAUGAUUGCAUUGCACAGAUACCCCCCAAAGAAAACGACGACUGGCUUGAUGUGACAUUUGUUGUUUUGCACUUUCCACCACCUUUCUCUCUCGCAGACCUGAAGACAAAUCUUGGAAAUGGGGCGAUCCGCUCGCCUGGUGCUACAAUAGGAGUUUGUCUUUCCUAGUCACAGAGGACAAACCUGGGGAUUAUCCAAUCAUCACAUCCAGUGAAAAAACACCAAAGACAACAUUUAUUCAAGAAACGGGGAGCGGUGGUCUGUUAAGUGCAAGAGUUAACCUUAACCUUGUCAACGCUAAUGGAAAUACUCCCACACAGACAAUAGGAAAAUAUGUCACAGAAGCCAAACUUCCCCGUUGCCGUUUUGGUUACUGAUGUAGUUUUUUUUCCGUCCUUAGUAUGAACUAAUUAACAGUACCACUGGCUUCCUUCCAAUUUGAUAUACAGUGAAAGACAGGCAGCUCCCCUAUACCGGUACUGAAGAACUGAUCUGCGACCAAUACACAUGGGCAGAUUGACUGAUCAAGCCACAUGGCACAGUAUGCUAAUCACACUUAGCUUUAGCUAUGAAUACAGCAAUUGUAGGAGAGGAGAGGGAUAGAGAUGUUACAUAGGCUUGCUGUUUUACUGUAUAUAGAAUGCUUUUUUGUUCAUAUAUAUAUAUAAGUAAAGAACGCCAGUGGAAUACGUAACAAACUAAUAUAUCAUAAUAUAUCAAUUUUAAAAAAUCAAUCGUCUUUCAGUCGCAACAUAAAAUGACGGCCAAGAUUUAGCAAGAUAAGGUUUGUUUCUUCUCUGUUUCAAUGGAUAAUUGUCAAUAGAAUGUACAGAGUACUCGAUCCGAAACAUCACAGGCUUUAACAAUGAUAUAGCUGAGAAAUAUUUUACUGAACCGAUGUGAUCUCAGGGAUAGAAAUCUCACUGCAAGCUGAACUCAGAAGUCGCAGCCGCAAUCCUUUAAAGUUACUCAACUGUGGCACCAUUACAAAUUGGAAUGAAACAGCCUUUCGUGGUCCACGGAUCACAUUCCUCCCACUACCAAAUGGACCUAACGCCAGAGGUCUGUUGUUAAAACGUCCAGGACUACUAUGGGUCGAUGAACUGAGGAGCACAGAUGCAGGGAGGGGAUGUUGGAAAGACUAAUUGUUUAUUUUGGACCUCUCAUGGCAGUGGUAAUAAAAAUGAAAAGGAAAUAAUGUAUCAUUACGGGAAUUAGAAGGGUCUGGUUGUAAUUACAACAAUUUGAGGAUGUAUGGUCAGUGAAUACUUUGAAUGGCUGACAUUGUGUGUGAGAAUGCCACAGAUCUAAAGGUAAAUGUUGCAAAUCAAUUUGUCGAAUUGUAAAAAGAAAAUAAAUAAAAUGUGUGUGCAGCAA